ACCUCGAAGGGCUCGUCUGAACAGGCACACCUUGCUUUCGCUCCCCCUUUUGCUUGCAAGGGUCUGACGGGGAACGAGCCAGCUCAUCAUGGCCACGGGCGACGAGGCUGGACCGUCUUCGGCGCCGGCCCCGGCCGGUGGGAGCAGUGGCGCCGGGACAGGUUCUGCACAACCUCCGAAGCAGUCGCUCCCAGACCUCGAGGCCGUCGCUGUUAGGUUGGUGGAUGACAAGCUUGAUAUGUCGGCAAGGAUGGGCGCCGCCAUCGAAUUCAAGGACCUCUUGGAGGUAUACCAUAACGGCAACUAUCCACACUACGUCAAGCACAUAUUACCCGCCUCUCUGCAGGCACUCUCCACGAUUCCGUGCUCAGUACAAACCGAUGCGCCGGCGCAGAGGACUCGGAUUGCAAUUCUCGAAAAUAUGCACCGCUUGCCCCAGCUAGAGGUUGCCAGAGCUCAAGCCAAGGAUAUGAUGAGGGCAAUGAUGACAGUGAUACGCGAGGACAACGAGGAAAAUGCUGUCAUCGCGAUCAAGAUUGUCAUCGACCUCAAUCGGCAUCUCAAGGCGGAGCUCGAGUCGGAGGUAUCAGCCUUUCUCUCCUUGGUCGGAGACUUGUACAAGAACUUUAAGAAUACCGUCGCAAAGGCAUUCGAGAGCGAGGCAUCGCAGUUGGCAGCUACUGGAAAACCGAACGCGACAGGCGAUGGUGUGCUCGAGGCGCCAUCACCAGCUGCAGAGUCCCAGGCAGCGAGCAUGGCCGGCAGCGAAGCUGGUUUGGGAGGCGGAAACGCUCCUCCAAAGACGCUACCAAAGAGUUUCUCGAGCUUCAAAGUCUUGACCGAGUGUCCCAUCGCCACAGUCUUCAUACUGCAAACCUACAAGUCAAAUGCGCAGCAGGCCAUCGCCCAAUUUCUGCCGCUCACGAUCCAGGAUUGUUUGCAACAGCAGGCCCAACCGCAGAAGGAGGCACACGAGGCGGCAAAGGCGAAAGGAGAAAUCUUUGUCGGCGUUGCUCCGGGUAUCAAAAACCGAGCUUUGUACACGGAGAUGGUCGUGGCUCAGGUCAAGACGAUGUCUUUCCUCGCAUACGUUCUCAAGGGCACGCAAACGACGAUGCGCCCCUUCUCCCACCUCGUCCCCGGCCUCGCCAUUCGUCUUUUGCAGGACUGCCCGCCAGAGGCAUCUACAUCGCGCAAAGAGCUCCUUGUAGCAAUCCGUCACAUCUUCACCACAGAGCUGAGAGUCAAUUUUGUGGGCCAGAUCGAUACGCUCCUCGACCAGCGCGUUUUGCUUGGGACUGGAAUCACCACGAGGGAGACGCUGCGUCCUCUGGCUAUAAGCAUGCUGGCCGACUUGGUGCACCACAUUCGCAAUGAUCUAACAUGGCCCCAGAUCGUUCUUACCGUGCACCGACACUGCCAAAUGCUGCACGAUCCGACGUUGGCACCGAGCAUCAUGACGAUGUGCUGCAAAUUGCUACUCAAUCUCGUCGACACCAUUGCCACUCGUCAUGCUGAGGGAGCGCCUGAUCUUCUUCGAGCCAUCUUUGACACGCUUGUUGAGAAGCUCGGCGGGCUACCGCGGCUGCGCGAGGACCUCGAGAGCUCGCGAAGGCAGAAGCUGCAACAGCAGCAAGAUGACAACAAGGAGCCGCCUAUUGUGGACGCUGUCACAAUCGAGAAGGCCAAGCCUGUCCAAGCAAAUAUCAUGCUGCCAGACUACGCUGACGCCCUGAAAGAUUCGCGCUUUCUCUUUCGGAAUAUUCUCGUCGGCCUCAAAUCGCUCAUCAUCAAGCUCAAAAACGUCUCUGCGCCCGAGCCAGACAGUGCCAUCAUGGGUCGACUUUUUGUCGACGGCAUCAAGUGCUGGACGCUCUACGACCAAGCCGACGUCAUGCCCGACAAGGAAGGUAUGGAGAUCUUUACAAACACCUUCAUCGAGCUCGAGCCACAGACAUUCCACGAGGUCUUCACCACCCACAUGCCAUUUCUCUUUGAGCGCAUGUUGGCAAGUCCAAUGCUGCUGGGCAUUCCACAGAGCUUGCUGUCCAACGAGAACGUCUCCAAGCGGUUCGUCGCCAUCCUCUUCCGCUUCCUCGUCGAUCGGCUGGCAGAAUUGGGCGAUGCCGACAAGAAGCACGCGUCGGUCAGUCUGCGGCUGUUCAAGAUGGCGUUCAUGGCCGUUACGAUUUUCCCGGAGGUCAACGAGGUGGUGCUGCAGCCACAUCUGAGCCAUCUCAUCAUGACGUCGAUGAAGCUUGCCAGCAAAGCGUCGGAGCCCGCCAAUUACUUUUUGCUUCUUCGCGCUCUCUUUCGCAGCAUUGGAGGCGGUCGCUUCGAGCUUCUCUACAAGGACGUCUUGCCUCUCCUUCCGGUCUUGCUCGAGAACCUCAACGAUCUGCUCAAUGCCGCCGAGCCUUCGCGAAGGGAGCUCUUCGUGGACUUGUGUCUGACUGUGCCGGUGCGGCUGAGCGUAUUGCUGCCCUACCUUGGCUUCCUGAUGCGUCCCCUCGUUUUGGCACUCCAGUCUUCCACAGACCUGGUCAGCCAAGGUCUGAGGACUCUGGAACUGUGCAUCGACAAUCUCACUCAAGAGUUCCUGGACCCCAUCAUGGCGCCAUAUGCGUACGACAUUAUGUCGGCUCUCUGGAAGCAUCUACAGCCACUGCCGCACAAUCAUCAGCAUUCGCACACGACCAUGCGCAUCCUCGGUAAGAUGGGUGGACGCAACAGACGGCUACUGCAAAAGGCGCCGCGCCUCGAAUAUCAUCAGCCCGACCCCAAUGCACGAUACCCUCAUGGUGUUAACGGCCAGCCUCUGGGCGCCAACCCGGUUGACCAACGUCAGCCGACGUUUGCUGUGCACUUCGACGGGAGUAGCAAGCCACAGUCGAUGUCGCUGCUACCUGUUACCGAGCUAGCCCUGGCUAACGUUCGACGAGGACCAGAUGCGUACCAUCGGAUGCAUGCUUUCGAGCUUCUGCGCCAUGCCGCCGUCCUCUUCCUUGAUGGCACCUUGUCGGAUUCUGGUCGAGAACGGGAUGGCAACUUUGAACGGGUUGUAAAAGGCCUUUUCGAUGCCACCCGGGUAGAGGACAAGGAGCUGGCGGAGGAGGCAACGACCUUUCUCAAGGGUUUCUCACGCCACGUCGUGGCUCUCGAGGCCAAACGUGAAAACACGUAUCUUCAAUUCAGCCAGCUGACACUCGCCUUCUUCGACGGAGUGGUGAGCGCGCUGGGCGCACAAGAGAAUGAGCCAGGAGACGUGGAAGCCAUCGUUGAGCUGGUUCGAGAACUUGUUACGCACGAAUUUCACCAGGUCUGCAGCGCCGCCAAGCCGGAGCUUUUUGCCGCACUGAUCCAUUCGCUUGCGAGCAAGCAUUGCAAUCUGUGCUACGAUCAGCUGUGGCAACGCAAGACCGGGGGCUGGAUGGGUAUCGACAUGCUCGCUCGGCGGUGUGAUUUGGGACGGACAUGGAUUCGGGACCAUCAACUGGAGAUUGUGCGGGCGCUACUGUACAUGCUCAAGGAUAUGCCCACCGACCCACCUCGCAACGUCGAUGCCGUGGCGGAGACGCUCAUCUUUGUCCUGCGUACUGUCAAUGGGCCCGAAAAGACUGCAGCACCUCAGCCCUCGGCGGAUGAAGAUGCGUCGACCAGCAAAGAAGGCAAAGACGAUGAGGCUUCUACGAAGGACGGUGGCAAAGGGAAGGAGGGCGAGGAGCCGCCUUCGACCACCAAGGCAAGCGACGACAAGGUGGUGUUGGAACGACAAUUCUCUUUCCUCGUCGGUGUGCUUCUGUCGGAGCUGUCAAGCUCCAACUCGCACGUUCGCACAACAGCCAGAAGAUCCUUUGAGCUGCUCGCUGAGCUCAAGGGCGUGGGCGUUACAGACAUUCUGCUUCCAGUCAAGGACCGCCUCUUGACGCCCAUCUUCACUAAGCCUCUCCGUGCGCUUCCUUUUGGCAUGCAGAUUGGCCAUAUCGACGCCAUCACCUUUUGCCUCGAGCUGCGCCCGCCGCUGCCCGACUUCAAUGAGGAGCUGUUCCGCGUCCUCACAGAGGCUUUGGCUCUUGCUGACGCCGAUGACCAAGCGCUGAUUGGACGAUCGACGACGUCGCAGUACAAGAACAUGAUUGCCGUCACACAGCUCCGCGUGGUGGCCAUCAAGCUUCUGGCAUCGGCCAUGGCUUGCUCCGAAUUUGAUUCGCUCGGAGCAAGGCUUGGUCAGAUGAGGAUGCGAAUCAUCUCCGUGUACUUCAAAAGCCUCUACUCGAGGUCCGAAGUCGUCAUCGACACGGCCUACGCGUGCCUUAAAGAGACACUCCAAGGACAAGCAAAGCUACCCAAAGAUGUGCUGCAGAGCGGGCUUCGACCCAUUCUUAUGACGCUCGCCGACGCUGGCCGCCUGACUGUCCCUGGACUCGAUGGUCUGGCAAGGCUGCUCGAGCUUUUGACGUCCUACUUCAAAGUAGAGAUUGGCACCAAGCUUCUCGCACACAUGCAGCAGAUCGCCCAGCCCCUCGUUGUCGAGCGAGCAAGUCGGGGAGGACUCGAUGGACCCAUAUAUGCCGAAGCGCAUCAUCUCUUGCAGCCCAGACAGCCACGAGAGAGCGAGCCCGUCGAGACGCUGGCGGCCAUCGUGCGAGUCUUCCAUCUGCUUCCGCCUGCCGCGAGCAAUUUCAUGGAUCAGCUCGUGGUGCAAGUCUGCGAGAUUGAGACGAUGCUCAAGCGCACCGGACCGACUCCUUUCACCAAGCCCAUCGCCCAGUACCUUGACAAGAACCCCAAGCAGGCUGCCGAUCUUUUCUUUGAGCACCAUCUUGAUGAUCAUCGAUACGUGCGCAUGCUCCGGCUCGUCAUUGGCUCCGAUUACUCUUCGAACCUGCGAGGCCACAUCACCGAGCAGCGUGCUCAGCUGCUUGUGCCCCUCUUCUCAGGCGAGAUGCCUGCGGGCGACGCUGACGCUGGCGAAAACAAGACAGACGAGGCGGGCCAGAUCCAGAGCCGCUCCCGUAAAGCGCUGUCGGGGCUCUUGAUUGUCAGGGAGCUGGAAAGGAAGGAGCCUGGUUGGCUAAAGGAGAACAGCGACGUCGUUGAGGCCCUAUUGCACUUUUGGAAGUCGCCUCUGCUCAAAGAGCGCCGUGUGGCCGAGGCUGGCCCACGCGAGAAUCGGGCAUCUGUGCAGGUCGUCGAUCUUCUCUGUGACUACCUCACCAAGGAGCCUGGGCGAGCCGACAUUUACUAUGCCAUUGUGGAGACGUUCACCCACCCCUCUUCCGUCGACCUUACUCCGGUGGUGCGCUUCAUUUACGACCACCUGGCGAUCAAGGGUACAGUCGAGCUCAAGCGCGAUGUUUUGCGUCGAUUCGUAGACGUCUUUGAGAACAGUGAUGCGUCGCAGCAGUACAAGGCAGAGUGCCUGCGCGUCCUCGUCAACCCCAUUCUCGUCGCUACGCCAAGACCGUCGGAUGACAAGAGUGACAAGGAAGCGAAGCGAAGGGAUGAGAAGGAAGCAGAUCGUGAGGGGACAGUCGAGGAGGAAGAGAAGAAGCAGGAACCCCUCCUUGAUGCAGAUUUGCUUGGUGUCAUCAUCAAGCGCAUUUGGAAGGUGUUUUCGCUGCCGAAGCCACCACUACACCUUUGCUCCGACGAUCUUGUCCGCGUGGAAUUGUUGCACAUGUCGACGAUGAUACUCGAACACGGCGCGCAGCUCUUGAGGGACCCUUCGAAGAGCAACGACAGCGACAGUCCUCGGAAGGAUGCAAUCAAAUUUGGCUGGGCCAACCUCAAGGCGGAGGACGUUACCGUCAAAAAUUCGGCCUACAUCUUCAUUGCUCGCUUCCUCGACCUCUUCGAGAGUCCGUCAAAGAUCGUCGCCCAAGUCUACCUCGGUCUGCUGCGAUCGCACCAACCGGAAGGUCGUGUCAUGGUUCGCAAAGCUCUUGACAUUCUCGUACCAGCCCUGCCGAAACGUAUGCCGAGCGAGCCUGGCAAGGCCCCCGACUGGGCAAAGGCGACGAAACGCCAGCUGAUGCAAGAAGGACAUAAUCUUCCACAGCUCUUUGGUAUCAUGCAGCUCCUUGUUCGGCAUGGAGACUUAUUCUACCCAACCAGAGAGUUGUUCUUGCCUCACAUUGGGAGCAGCGUCGGCAAACUCGGAUUGUCAGGAACCUCCAAUUCUGAGACGAGGCUGCUGGCUGUCGACCUCGUCGAGCUUGUCCUUGGGUGGGAGAAGAAGCGGAUGGCGGCCCAGCAGACGGAAGAAGAGAAGAAAAAGAAGGCAAAAGAUGCACAUGUCGACGGCGAUGGCGAUACCGAGAUGAAUGAUGGCGCGGGUGAACAGUCGACGGGUAUGACGACCAGGAAGAGGGCUGGUGAAUCGGAGUCGACGUCGAGGACAAAGAAGGCUCGUCUCGAUCGGGGAGGCUCUACUGCCUCGACCGGCCCCUCUCAAGCGGCGGCAGAGAGGGCAGAGAAAGCAGCAGCGGCAGAGAAUGCCUAUGUUGUGCCUUCGACGGUGCGCGAGCCGAUCCUUGUCUUUUUGCUCCGCUUUGUCUCUCUGUCGACAGAGCCGGUCAGUCGAGGUGUGGUCAACAAAGCCUACAACCUUCUCAAGGACCUUCUGGUGACGCCGGGUUGGUCCGAGAUGCCCAUCAAACUCGCCAUCUUCCAACGACCCUUAACUACAACCGAGGUCAAGGAAAGCAACCUCGUCGUCAUCACAAAUUCGCUUCAGACGCUCAAGCUCGUCAUCAAGGACAAGUCUUCUUCCUGGUUUUUGGCUCAUCUGCCCCAGCUUCACAAGCUUCUCGAGAAGAAUGCGAGCUGCGACGAGCCAAUUGUCCUCGAGCAUUGCCGAGCGAUCCUCGAUCGCAUUUUCGAAGUCCUGCCCGAACCUGUGCCAAGCGAAGAGGAUGCCGAAGGCGAAGAGGAUGCCGAUGCUGAUGCCGAUGGCGAAUUGGAGACAGGCGACGCGACAGCGGCGGCAGCGGCGGCCGCAAACAAACCUGCCAAGACCGCAUCGGCCAAUGGUAAGGGCCCCAAUGGUACCGUUUCUGGACCCGAUGAGGAAGCGGCUUCGUUCCGUAACUUUGUCGAGAACAUCAUCACGGAGGGACUGCGCAACUCUAGCAACCUCUACGGAGCCUUCAUUGUUCUGGGUUCAUGGGCAAAAGCGAAACCUGAUGUCAUCGACACUCAUCUCCAGGCCUUGACGAAGGCGUUAACCAAGCUGACGAAGGAACAUCUUGGUCCAUCCAACCAAGAUGGUGGUCUCAAGCUCCUUCUCAUGGUGUUGGAUCUGCUCAAAGCGCGAAUCUCAAAUUUGGGCGAACAGCGCCGAUGGUUCCUGUCGGCUGUGGUACAGCUCAUCGAGCGGUCGACGAGCUUGGAUCUCUGUCGCUACCUGCUUUCGACGAUGUCCAAGUGGAUCUUGGACCAGGACGAGCAAUUCCCGACGGUCAAGGAGAAAGCGGGCAUCCUUAUCAAGAUGAUGACGUACGAGGCCAAGGACGAGCAGCUGCUCCGCGAUUUUCUCGAUCUCAUCCAUUCCAUCUAUACGACCCCUGCAUUUGCGAGGACAGAGCUGACUGUACGGCUGGAAAAUGCGUUCCUGCUCGGGUGCCGGAAUCGCGACCCGGUUGUGCGGCAGCGCUUUAUAGACAUCUUCGACCGCACACUUGUUCGCAAUCUGUCGGGGAGGAUGCAAUACCUCUUGGGGACCCAAACGUGGGACUUCUUGGCCGACUCGUACUGGAUCCAACAGGUCCUCGAUCUCCUCAUGGGCAGCAUCGAAGGCGAUCGCCCGCUCCUCGGCGCAGGUUCACGGCCGGCAUCUUCGACGAAGCAAGGCGACCCCGACUUUGCGCGCAUCGUCAAAGGCCUAACGACGGGCAAUCUCGUCUCGUCGGUCCGAAAGCUGCUCUACACUUCACCAGAGGCCACCCGCCGAAUCUGGAGCACCUUCUUUGGCGCAGCUUGGCGUUCGAUGGUUCGCAAGCAACAAGAAGACACGUCUAAAGCUCUGAUCGGCGUCUUGACGCGUGACUUCCAUCUUCGGCAGGUGGCCAAGCGACCCAAUGUGGUUCAGACGCUCUUGGAGGGUGCGCUCAAAGCCAAACCCCAUGUCGAGUUGCCUCCGCAUGUCGUCAAGUACCUCGGCAAGACAUUCGACGCCUGGUAUACGGCUCUAGAGCUCUUGCAGGAUAUGCUUGGCUCGCUGCCUCGCGAAGACGAUGCCACGCGCGAGGCGGUUCAGGAUGCCCUUGGCGAGCUCCUCGCCGAAUUGUCCGAGGAUGACGUCUUCUAUGGCCUGUGGCGGAGGCGGUGCGUUUAUGCAGAGAGCAACGCCGCCAUCUCGUAUGAGCAAAGUGGCAUGUGGGGACAGGCUCAGAUCAUGUACGAGCUGGCUCAGGUCAAGGCCAGGUCGGGCCAGUCACUCACAUUCACAGAGGCAGAAUACGGUCUCUGGGAAGAUCACUGGGUUCUCUGCGCACAGAAGCUGCAGCAGUGGGACAUCCUCACCGAUUUGGCGAAGCUCGAGGGCAACAACGACCUCCUACUCGAGUGUGCCUGGCGGCUUUCCGACUGGGUCGCUGAGCGUGACAUUCUCGAGCAGGCGCUCGAGAGUCUGUCAACGACUUCGACGCCCAGGCGGCGCGUCUUUGCUGCCUACAUGGCUCUCCUCAAAUCCCAGUCGGCAUAUCCGUCGGGCGGCGGUGCUGGCGGCGGUGGACUCCAGCAGCAACAGCAGUAUCAGAAUGAAUUCGCUCGUAUCUGUGAUGAGGCGAUCCAGCUCACAUUGAGCAAGUGGCACUCGCUUCCCGAGCUCGUCACGCAGGCUCAUGUCCCCCUGCUUCAGAUUUUCCAGCAAUUCGUCGAGCUCCAAGAGGCCAGCCAGAUCUUCGCUUCGCUGGCAGUGACGAAUGCGACAAACUUGGACCAAAGAUCCACAGAGCUCAAGACGCUGAUGCAGACGUGGCGGGAGCGACUUCCUAACCUGUGGGACGACAUCAAUGCCUGGAGCGAUCUCGUGGCUUGGCGUCAGCACGUCUUUGGGGCUGUCAACAAGGCUUACCUGCCCUUGGUCGCACAGAUGCAGCAACAGCAACAGCAGCAAAACGGUCAGGGGGCCAACUCAAGCACAAAUUCGUACGCCUACAGAGGCUACCACGAGACAGCCUGGAUCAUCAACCGAUUCGCUCAUGUUGCCCGCAAACACUACCUCAGCGAGGUCUGCAUUGGCUCCCUCACCAAGAUCUACACGCUGCCUAAUAUCGAGAUCCAAGAAGCCUUUCUCAAAUUGCGCGAGCAAGCCAAGUGCCACUACCAGAAUCCCAACGAGCUGGCCCAGGGGUUGGACGUCAUCAACAACACCAACCUCAUGUUCUUUGCUGCGCCCCAAAAGGCCGAGUUUUUCACGCUCAAGGGCAUGUUCAUGGCCAAAUUGGGACUCAGCGAAGAGGCGAACCGCGCCUUUGCGACGGCCAUCCAGAUGGAUCUCAAUCUGGCAAAGGCCUGGACCGAGUGGGGUCGCUUCAACGACCGCAUCUUCCGCGACAAGCCCACGGAAAUCGUUUCUGCCAGUAGCGCCGUCAGCUGCUACCUCCAGGCCGCUGGCUUGUACAAGAGCGCAAAGGUCCGCAAGGUCCUCGUUCGAGUGCUCUGGCUGUUGAGCUGCGACGAUUCAAAGGGGACUGUUGCGGGCUCGUUUGAGGGCUUUCGAGGCGAGGCUCCGAUCUGGUAUUGGAUCACAUACAUCCCGCAGCUGCUUCAGUCAUUGGCGCAAAAGGAGGCAAAGUACGCUCGGAGAUUGCUCAUGCAGAUUGCCAAGAUGUACCCGCAGUCGCUUUACUUUUCGCUCAGGACCAGCCGGGAGGAUUAUCUCGUCAUGAAGAGAAAUGCGCUUAUGGCUUCGCAGAGGCUACAGCAGCGACAGCAGCAGCAGCAACAGGCUGCCCAGGCGCAGGCGCAGGCACAAGCACAAGCAGGACAGUCCGACAAGGCUGGAGAAGAGGGCAACGCAAAGGAGGAGGAUGGCAAGAAGGACGACGUCGGUGGCGAAGGUAAGGACGCGAAGGCGACCUCGACCGAAGAAAAGAAGGACGAGCCAGAGAAGAAGGAAGGUGAUGUCGAGAUGAAGGAUGCGCAAGCAGAGACAAAGGCCGACGAGAAGAAGGAUGAGGCUGUAUCUGAAAAGGCCAAGGGAGACGAGCAACCGGCUGGAGAAAAGCCAGAGUCCACGCCUGCUGCUGACCCCACUCCAGCGCCAACAACGACAGCACCUGCUACCUCUUCCACCCCAGCUUCAGCAUCGAUUCCCACACCAAUAACUGCACCAGCAUCGGCAUCAACUGCGACGGCUGUCGCCAACUCUGCCCCAACAGCGUCUCCUGCAUCGUCCGCGCAGCAACAAGGACAGCAGCAGGGGCAGCCACAAGGACAGCAACAGGGUCAGCAACAGAAUCAGCAACAGCAGCAGCAGAGAGGCACACCUUCGCAGCAGCCAAUGUCGGGAGGACAGAUUCCAUUCAUGAAUCUGCCGCCUGGAGCUCGACCAGCAUGGGAGUAUGUCGAAGAAAUUCUCAACAUCCUCAAGACGGCCUUCCCACUGCUUGCCCUGACGAUGGAAAACAUGGCCGAUCAGAUCCAGCAGCGCUUCAAGCCCACCAAUGAUGAGGACAUCUAUCGACUUACGAAUGCGCUUCUCAAUGAUGCGCUGCAGCAGUACAUUCAGCGCGCUGUCAUUGCCAACGAUAACGGCCAGCUUCCACAGCUCUCCAUGGCCAAUGUCGCUCGGUUUGCUGAGAACCUGCCUCCUGGUCCGCUCAAGUCAUCGUUUGAAGAGGACUUCGUCAGCAGCAAGCCGACCUUGCGCGAAUACGUCAGCAAGCUCCAGCGCUGGAGGGACCAGUAUGAGCUGGUGCUGGAGCGCAAGCCCACGAGGCUCCAUCUUGAGCACUGCUCGCACUACCUCGUCGAAUUCCAGCAUCAGCGCUUCGACGACGUGGAGGUGCCUGGACAGUAUCUCAAGCUCGAGGACAAUAAUGCCGACUUUGUCAAGAUUGCCCGAUUCCUUCCCACCUACGACGUGGUCCGAUCUGCCGGCGUGUGCACAAGACGCCUCUCAAUUCUGUCAAGCAAGGGUUCUGUGCACAUGUUCUCGGUUCAGCUGCCCUCGGGUCGUUACUGUCGUCGCGAAGAAAGGCUCUCGAUGCUCUUCCGCACUCUCAAUCGCGUCUUGGAGCGUCGCAAGGAGACGCGACGGCGCGGUCUCGUCUUUACAACUCCGGCCAUGGUGCCCCUCGGCCCGCAGCUGCGCCUCAUCGAGACGAACCCGAGCAUCGUGAGCAUGCAGGACAUCUACGAACAGCAUUGCCAGGACAUUGGCAUCGGCAAGGACGAUCCAAUCAUUGCUUGGGUCGAAAAGCUGCGAUCGACGCUGGCGGCCUCAGAGGGGAACACGGGCAUGGUCGAAAUGUCAAACCUCAGGAUGGAGUUACUCGACGAGAUCAGCACAAAGAUGGUGCCAGAUACGGUUCUCUCCGAUUACUUUACACGUUCAAUGACGUCGGCCUCGGACCUCUGGCUGUUGCGAAAGCACUUUGCUCUGCAGAUGGCUUCGACGAUGUUCAUCACCUACAUCUUCUUCGUCUCUGCGCGCCUACCAAGUCGCAUCCUCAUCUCUCGAGACAGCGGACAGGUCAGCAUGACGGACGUCAUUCCAACAUUCCAUCCCACAUCCCCUACCUUCAAGUCACCCGAUGCGACGCCAUUUCGGCUCACACCUAACAUACAGCACUUCAUUGGGCCUAUUGGUGUUGAAGGUAUCCUCACAUCGUCGCUUGUCGCUAUUGGUCGGGUGCUCUCGGAACCAGACCACGAUCUCGAAGAGCAGCUCAGCAUCUAUGUCCGUGACGAAGUCCUCUUCUGGAUUCAGACUGCGCAGCGCCAGCAGCAGCAACAACAACAGGCUCAGGGUGGAGCGGCGGCGGCGGCGGCUACCGCAGCGAUGCUGAAUCCUCUGACCGAGGCACCUCGCGAAAUUGUCAUGUCAAACAUCUCCGAGGUUGUCAAGAGGGCCAGGCUCAUGAGCUGCAAACACGAGCUCGACAAGUCACAACCCAACACAACGAUGCCAGUCAGUCAGGUGGUGAUUGACUUGAUCAAUUCCAGCAGCUCGCCUUCCAAGCUGGCUCUGCAGGACGUCAGCUGGAUGCCCUUCUUGUAAAUGUUCUUUUUGCGUAUUUUUCUAUCUUGGACGUCUUUCUUUGUUGUCCUUUUCUCUUCUGGACGAGAACAAAAAUGUAUUCUAUGAUAUAGGAGAGUCCGCUUUCAAUGCUUCAUAGCAUGUUCAA
This is a messenger RNA of Acaromyces ingoldii, 12359 nucleotides long. RefSeq lists its product as hypothetical. The transcript has 5 exons. Gene Ontology annotation, molecular function: protein binding; transcription coregulator activity. Gene Ontology annotation, cellular component: SAGA complex; NuA4 histone acetyltransferase complex; nucleus. Bases 89 to 12232 code for a protein of 4047 amino acids. The record is from RefSeq and is a predicted model, not a curated record. Gene Ontology annotation, biological process: DNA repair; regulation of DNA-templated transcription. Lineage: Eukaryota; Fungi; Basidiomycota; Exobasidiomycetes; Exobasidiales; Cryptobasidiaceae.